Molecule: messenger RNA, 1847 nt
Organism: Betta splendens (Siamese fighting fish)
Lineage: Eukaryota; Metazoa; Chordata; Actinopteri; Anabantiformes; Osphronemidae
Exons: 10
Coding region: 163-1446 (427 amino acids)
Molecular function (GO): structural molecule activity
Source: RefSeq, a predicted model, not a curated record
GACCUUUAUGUGCAAUGAACACACCUCCUCCUCUCCCAACGUAGCUCCGCCCACUUCCUGCACACCUGGAUAAAAGCUCACCUGUAGCAUCAGCAGCACAGAGCCACCUGCAGUCCUCUGGAUCCCACACUGACCCCAGCUGACGAUAACCUGACGUCCAUCAUGACCUCCAGCAUGUCCAUGAGGAGCUUCUCCAUGAGCCGCCAGCCCUCCUUCUCCAGCCGCUCCCUCAUGGACACGGGCCGCGCUCGCUCCCGGGCGUCGGUCUCCUUCGCCGCCGCCGGCCCGCUGACCCGCUCCGCUUCCAUCGGCCAGGACCUCAACGGGCCCGUGGGCCUCCAGCUCAACGGGCUGCACGGCAACAGCACCAACGAGAAGGAGGCCAUGCAGAGCCUCAACAGCCGCCUGGCCAGCUACCUGGACAAGGUGCGCUCGCUGGAACGCUCCAACGCUGACCUGGAGUCCAGGAUCAAGCAGAUGAUGCUCGACCGCAUCCCCAAAGGUCACGACCUCGACUCCAUGAUGGCCCAGGCUCACGCUGUGGAGCAGGAGGUGAGGAAGAGAACCCUGGAGAACGCUCGGCUCAUGCUGGAGAUCGAUAACGCUAAACUGGCUGCCGAUGACUUCAGAAUCAAGUGGGAGACUGAGCUGGUGAUGUGUCAGUCUGUGGAGCGGGACUGCGUGGCUUUGAAAAAGGCCAAGACUGACCACGAGCAGCUCAUCGCGUCUCUGAGGGGCGACCUGGACAGCCUGAAGGAGGAGCUGUACUUCCUGAAGAAAAACCACGAGGAGGAGCUGGAGCAGAUGAGGUCCCGCAUCGCCAGGGACGAGGUGAACGUGGAGGUGGACUCCACCAGCGGGCCCGAACUGGGCACCAUCCUGUCCGGCCUGCGCUCCCAGUACGAGGGCAUCGUGAAGAAGAACAAGGAGCAGGCGGAGCAGUGGUACCACAAGAAGCUGGAGACGGUGCAGAACGAGGUGAAGGAGAGCAACGAGGCCCUGAGAGGCGCCCAGAGCGAGCUGACCGAGAGGCAGCGCUUCCUGCAGACCCUGGAGGUGGAGCUGGAGAGUCUCCACAAGCAGAUAGCGGCGCUGGAAGGCAACCUGGGCGAGACGGGCCAGAAGUACUCGGGCGAGAUGGAGCGGCUGCAGGCCUCGCUGACCCAGCUGGAGGACGACCUGUCGGCGCUGCGGCUGGACAUGCAGCGCACCAAGACCGACUACGAGCAGCUGCUGCGCAUCAAGCAGAACCUGGAGAUGGAGAUCGCCACCUACAGGCGGCUGCUGGAGGGGGAGGAGGCAGUCAAAGAAGUCCCUCCACCACCCAAAAAGGAGCCCGACGUUCGCACCAGGAAGAUCGUGAAGGUGGUGACGCAGACGAUGAUCAACGGCAAAGUGGUGGAUGAGUCCAGUGAGGUGGAGCAGAUUGAAGAGACCAAGAAAUAGAGGGAAUGCGGAUUUAAAAGCACAAGUAGAGAAAAUGGGAAACAUCGGAAAGAAGGAGUGAAUGAGCCGCGGCGACGGAGCGUCCAGCGUUUUUACACAGUUGAACUGGGAAGUGGUGACUGAAUGUUUAGCCUUUCUUCUAGUCGGACCCGUUGUAUCAGUGAACGUGUAGAACUCUAACCAGUCGGGUCGUGGCUGAACGUUAGUGUCAGACCUUUGCUUUAUCAUUUUACUGACCGUGUUCCUAACAUCAUAUUUAUUACUUAGUGUGGGAGGUUUACUGUAGUUAAUGUUACACAACCCAUCCUUAACCCUUUUUACAACAACAUCAUUAGUAAUGAGAAUAAUAGUCUUUGCUGUUUUUGUGUUAUGUUUAAAUAAAAAGGUUCCAUUAAUCCAUG